AUGUUGAUUCCAUUUGAGGAUGAAGUUAUAUCUGUGGCUAACAUCCAGGCACAACCUCCAGGACAAGUAUUUAAUGUUGAGGCUGAAUUGUCCCUUGCAAGUAAGGAUCAACGCUUUAGUGUGUUGGCAUGCUCAAAUUGUAAGCAAUUGUUCACGAGAUAUAAUGUGCGAAGGGAAAUAUAUUGCACAAGCUGUCACCGAUCCACACAUCUUAUUCCUAGAUGUCAAUUUGAAGUUACUAUUAAGGACAACAGCGGUUUUGCAACAGCUAUUAUUUCAGAUGAAAUUGCAGAGAAAAUGUUGCACCUCACUUCAGAAGAAAUUUAUGAAAUUUGCUUCGUCAAGAAAGAAACAUUAUCCCUCCAAAAUGUGGAAGAUGAAUUGAACGGCAAGAUAUUUAACAUUCAAAUAAAAAGGCUAUUCACAAAAAAAUUGGAUGCAAUGCAAAAAUUAUCCAUUUUGUCUUACUUGGAGAAACAAGAUGUGAUUCAUAAAUCAAUGGCAUCUACGACAAUCAAUAUUACAGAUGCGAAAAAGCGCACAAUUGAACAUCUUAGUUCAGGGGAAAAAGAAUAUCCAAUGUCUAGACACAUUAUCUUUGAUUAUUUUGAAUUGCAGUUGAAACACUUUUGUUGUGAUUCUCGAAACAGUCAUUUUUUGCACUCUUUUGCUGCUGCCAGUGUAUGCCGUGUUUUGCAAGCUUUUGAUGUUGCUAUGUGGAUGCCUUAUGUUCCUGUUCUUUUGCAGAAAUUGAAAAUAUUUUCUCCUAUAAUAGCAGGUGAUUUGAUCAAAGAUGAUCCAGAAAAUCCAAGCAUGAAAGAUGCAUCUGUUUUUGUCUAA
Molecule: messenger RNA, 840 nt
Organism: Solanum verrucosum
Lineage: Eukaryota; Viridiplantae; Streptophyta; Magnoliopsida; Solanales; Solanaceae
Exons: 6
Coding region: 1-840 (279 amino acids)
Source: RefSeq, a predicted model, not a curated record